Botrytis deweyae is the source of this 1509-nucleotide messenger RNA. RefSeq lists its product as uncharacterized. Gene Ontology annotation, biological process: regulation of transcription by RNA polymerase II. Lineage: Eukaryota; Fungi; Ascomycota; Leotiomycetes; Helotiales; Sclerotiniaceae. The transcript has 4 exons. Bases 1 to 1509 code for a protein of 502 amino acids. Gene Ontology annotation, cellular component: nucleus; SWI/SNF complex. The record is from RefSeq and is a predicted model, not a curated record.
AUGCAGGCGCAAUACCGUUCCUAUCAACAAGGGACACCUUCACGGGCGUCUCACGGUGGUGGUAAUAGAAGAGGUAUAGCACCUGCGGCCGCGGCACAAACUAGAGAACAAAUGUCGGCCCAACAAUAUCAACAGCAGCAGCAGCUUAUCCUCAAACAAAAGGAAGCGGCGAAAAAGAGAGCAAGCGAACCAACGGAUAAAAACAUUCCAGAUGGAGUAGAGGAUGUGAUUAUUGGGGAUGGCGUGCAGAGAUACAGAGAGUUGAGAGACAUUGAAAGAAGAUUGGAUGCGACAAUGACUAGGAAGAGACUGGACAUCCGAGAAAGUGUGGAUAGGAAUGUUAAGAGACAUCGAACGUUAAGACUUUGGAUCAGUAAUACUGUGGAAGAUCAACCUUGGCAAUCGGAUAAUACACUGGAUGUCGAUGCUUUUGAUUUUAGCACCAAUAUGGACUCUUCAUUUCGGGUUAAGAUUGAGGGAAGAUUAUUGGAUGAUGAUGAGGAGGAAAGUGAUGAUAGCGACGACGAGGAUGAGGAAGCGGAAGCGGGAGCCGAUUCCAUGGAUGUGGACAAGAAGAAGAAGACGAGACCUCCGGGACGACUUUAUAAAUUUUCACAUUUCUUUAAAUCUAUGACAGUCGACUUUGAUCGAAAUCAACGAACCAAAGACGGAGCAGAUCAGAGUGUGGAGUGGAAGAAACCUAGUGUUGCGCCAAAUGCCAAUGGUCUUCCAGCAGCUGCAGACUUUGACCAAUUAGAAUUCAAGAGGUCAGGCGACGAAAAUUGCAAUAUUGUCAUCAACCUGGUCCGCGAUGAAACACCCGAAAGAUUUCAAUUAAGUCCAGUUCUCGCAGCUAUCUUAGAUACUAAUGUUGGUACUCGUGAAGAAGUCACAAUGGGUAUUUGGAGUUAUAUCAAAGCCAUGGGACUUGCGGACGAUGAUGAAAAGAGAACCUUUGAGCUUGACGAGAGACUCAGACCACUUUUCCCAGGUCGAGAAAAAGGAUAUUGGCCCCAGCUUGGUGAUGCCAUUAUAUCACAUACUACAAUUCUCCAGCCAGUUCGUCUCCAUUACACUAUCCGUGUAGACAAAGAGUUCCACGAAAACCCUCAACCAACGAUCUAUGACGUGCAAGUAACAGUUGAAGAUCCUUUGAAAGCUGCUCUCGAAGCUGCCACCAGAAACCCCGCUUAUGCUGCCAAUCUUCUUGAGCUCGCAACAUUAGACAAACAACUAGCGGUUAUGGUCCAAGCCAUUGCUAAUUCCAAAUCAAAACACUCAUUCUUUGAUGCACUUUCGAAAAAUCCUACAGAAUUUAUUAGAAAAUGGAUCAGUUCGCAAAAGAGAGAUUUGGAAAUCAUUGCUGGUGAUGGAAUGAGAGGCGGUGGAGAGGAUGCUACAAGCGAUGAAUGGAGAAAGGGGGGUGCAGAUGGUGUUUGGGGAAGUACCAAUGUAAAGGAACUUGCCUCUUUGAUGAUUAGUACUGGAAAAGUCAGGACUACGGGUUAG